Prorocentrum cordatum is the source of this 507-nucleotide messenger RNA. NCBI's taxonomy places the organism in Eukaryota, Dinophyceae, Prorocentrales, Prorocentraceae. The record is from the annotation of a GenBank genome assembly.
GGAUGCCGCUCCGGCCGUGGCCCCUUCGGCGGCGCAGGGCCCUUCGGGGCGCCCAGGCGUUGGCACUGGCUGGGCUGUCUUGGGAGGCUGCUGUUCACAGAGUUGCUCGGGCAGACUUUCAUCUCGGUCGCGCCGCCUCGGGCGGCGGAGGCGGGCGCGGCCGACGGCGCCCCGACGGCCCUCUGGGGCGCAGCGCUGGGUGCGGCCGCAGGGCCCGCGUCGGCGCUCGCGGGCACCUUCACGGACAUGGUCCAGGCGGACAAGGCCGCGGCGGCGGACGUUGGCGGGUCCCCGCUGGCGGCGGUCGGCGCGGUGGCGCUCGUCCUCGGCGGCGCGGCCCUGCUGCUGGGCGGCGACGACGGCGGUGCCGUCAACGACAAGAAGGUGGUCAAGGAUUAUUUCAACAACGAGGGCUUCCAGAGAUGGCAGAAGAUCUACGGCGAAACGGACGGGACGACGUCAAUCCUGUGCAGAAGGAUAUCCGCGUCGGGCACGCUCAGACGGUAG